Molecule: messenger RNA, 1497 nt
Organism: Quercus lobata
Lineage: Eukaryota; Viridiplantae; Streptophyta; Magnoliopsida; Fagales; Fagaceae
Product: gibberellin 2-beta-dioxygenase 2-like
Exons: 3
Coding region: 199-1200 (333 amino acids)
Source: RefSeq, a predicted model, not a curated record
CAUAAAUACCCCAUUCUCACUUCUCCAACCCUCCUUACCUCUCUUCAUUAAUUUACUCUCUCUCUCUUUCUAAACCCAUCAUUACCAACUCAUCACCAACGCAAAUUAAAGUCACAAACUUCUUUCACUAUUUUAUUUUCCUUUCCCAUCUCUUUUUUCGUUCUUUCUUUCUUGUCCAUCAUUCAAACAAAUUUUAAUAUGGUGGUGCCCUCUCCAACCCCACUUGACACCGAAAAAGUUCGAGCUGUCGACCUUCCUAUCAUAGACCUUUCGGCACAGAGAUCAGAGGUGUCAAAGCUCAUUGUUAAGGCGUGUGAUAACUUUGGUUUCUUUAAGGUCAUCAACCAUGGUGUCCCAAAUCACAUUAUAGCUAAACUUGAACAUGAGGGUCUUAGUUUCUUUGCCAAACCUGUGCCUGAAAAGCUACGAGCUGGCCCGGCUAAUCCCUUUGGCUAUGGCUGCAAGACCAUUGGUUUAAAUGGAGAUAUGGGAGAGAUUGAAUAUCUUGUACUUAAUACUAAUCCUCUCUCCAUUGCUGAGAGAUCCAAAACCAUCUCCGAUGACCCUUCGAAAUUCAGUUCUAUUGUGAGUGAUUAUAUUGAAGCAGUUAGAGGUUUGGGGUGUGAGCUUUUAGAUCUAAUGGCAGAGGGGCUAUUGGUCACAGACACCUCAGUUUUCAGCAGGUUGAUCAGGGACGUUGAUUGUGAUUCAGUCCUCAGGCUCAAUCACUAUCCACCUGUACAAGUGGACUGUAAUGAUAGGGACACGUCACACCCUUAUGAUAAUAGAAAUAAGGUUGGAUUUGGAGAGCAUUCUGACCCUCAGAUCUUGACCCUGCUUAGAUCAAACGAUGUGGGUGGCCUCCAAAUUUCUAUAGAAGAUGGGGUGUGGAUCCCAGUCACACCUGACCCCAAUACCUUUUGUGUUAACGUGGGCGACGUGUUACAGGUUAUGACAAAUGGAAGAUUUGUAAGCGUUCGACAUAGGGUACUAACAAAUUCAUGCGAGUCUAGAAUGUCAAUGGCUUAUUUUGGGGCUCCUUCCCUACAAACAAGGAUAACUGCACCUCCAGAAUUGGUCACACCCAACAGGCUCUCUCUCUACAGGCCCUUCACUUGGGCUGAAUACAAGAAAGCAUCAUACUCCUUACGCCUUGGGGAUAGGCGUCUUGAGCUUUUCAGGAAAUGCAUUGAAGACUGAGUUGCUCCCUAAAUUUACUGCAAGUUCCAUGAUAUGAAGGUUUUUUUUUUUUUUAGUUUCUCUUUUUCUUUUUUUUGCAGGGUGGGUUGGGGUUGCUCUUGAAGGCUAUACAAAUUUUCCCAUAGUUUUGCUUAUGGAACUAUAUUAUAGACUUACAAUCUCGAAAUGGGAAAAGAGAUUUGUAGCAGGGUGGGUUGGGGUUGCUCUUGAAGGCUAUACAAAGCUUCCCAUAGUUUUGCUUAUGGAACCAUAUAUUAUAGACUUUUAAUCUUGAAAUGGGAAAAGAGAUUUGCAGCA